Molecule: messenger RNA, 1953 nt
Organism: Antechinus flavipes (yellow-footed antechinus)
Lineage: Eukaryota; Metazoa; Chordata; Mammalia; Dasyuromorphia; Dasyuridae
Gene: IL1RN
Product: interleukin 1 receptor antagonist
Exons: 4
Coding region: 853-1380 (175 amino acids)
Biological process (GO): negative regulation of interleukin-1-mediated signaling pathway; inflammatory response to antigenic stimulus
Molecular function (GO): cytokine activity; interleukin-1 receptor binding; interleukin-1 receptor antagonist activity
Source: RefSeq, a predicted model, not a curated record
UUCCCAGAAUUAGUGAGAUUUUAGGAUUUUAUAGUUCGAUUCCAUUAGAGAUACUGUCUAGCAGAGGCACUAUUAUCCAGAUUUUAUGGAUAAAGAUAAAGGGUUAGUUAACAUCUCACCGAAAGUCACAUAGAUAGAACUAGAGAAAGGAAGAUGCUAUUUAUAACCGGAAAAGGAAGGGAAUUCAGCAGCCACCUUGUCUAACUCAUACCCAAAAGGAAUUCCCACUGUACAGUCCCGCCAAACGGUCAUCGGGCCUAUGGUUGUGGCUAAUUUCGGAGCUCUGAGCCAGGAAGGCUAAACUUCCUCAGCCCCGGGACCUUUCCCCACAAGUCUGUCACUUUUUCAAAGGAUGCAAAUUGCCACCAGUCAACCUCAUGAGUCAAGGGCUUCCCCAACUUCUGAUCUAGAGCCAGAAGAAAACUUCCAUUUUUCUCCUAGAAAUGCUCCUUUUCAAAUGUUCCAAGCUCAGGAGCGGGAUCUCCCCCAGGCAGCUAGAAAGGGGGAAUGGAGUUUGGUUAGAGCCGAUCCGGUCCAACUGAGUCCCAAAGGAUCGGAAAGAUGCUCGGGAAGGUGUUCGUUGUGCUGUUCUUCCAAGGGAAUCCGUGAAGAGGAAACAGCUUCUUUUGGGGAAAUUGCAUUGUAGGGGGUUGUUACAACACCGAUUGCGAAAUCGGAGGCCAAAAAGUGACAACAAUAGUUUUUUGGAAAUUCUAAUGCGUUUCCGGUUUCCAGUCCCCGACAGCGAGCUCCCUGAUGAAUUGGGUGGGUGGCGCUUUUCUUUAUAAGGACUCGUAUUGGGAUGCCAAUGGGAGGUAGAUCGGUGGAGCCCGCGCCGGCCGAGGGAUCAGGAUGAAGCUGGGCGUGUGUCUCCGGGGUUCCCUGAUCGCUUUCCUCCUUUUCUCUUUCCAUUCAGAAACGGCGUCCCUCCCCUUUAAGGAGAUGGGCAGCAGGAAGCAGACGUACAGAAUCUGGGAUGUCUACCAGAAGAUUUUCUACAUGAGGAACAACCAACUGGUGGCUGGCUACCUGCAGGGUCAAAACACUAACCUGGAAGAGAAAAUUGACAUGAUUUCCAUUGAGCCUCAUUCCGUACUCUUGGGGAUCCACGAUGGAAGCCUGUGUCUGUCCUGUGUCAAAUCUGGAAAUACAGCCCAUCUCCAGCUGGAGGAGGUGAACAUCGCAGACCUGGACAAAGAUAGAAAUAGGUCCAAACGUUUCACUUUUAUCAAAACUGAAAACGGUUCCACCAGCAGCUUUGAGUCUGCUGCCUGUCCAGGCUGGUUCCUCUGCACCCAGAUGGAGGCUGACCAGCCAGUAGGCCUUUGCAACACUCAAGAGGAGAACAUCAUCACCAAAUUUUACUUCCAGAUGGAAUAGCUCCAAGAGGAUUGCCUAACUCCACUCCUACCCUAUGCUGUUUCCAUUCCUUGCUAUCCUUCCCCAGCAAGGAAGACCUUCCCUCACCACUGUGCCUAGAAAACUCCAUCUUUUUUCCAUUGCUGGCCCUCUCAAGGCCACAGUGUCACAGUGGAUACUGUCAUCUCUGAGUCAGCAGGUUGAGGAGUGAACACUAGACUGGAGAUCAGGAGGCUUGGGGUCCUGCCUGGCCAUUUUUUGCUUAUGUGAUUUUCAACAGGUGACUUAUUUACUAAAUUUUAGUUGCACCAUCUAUAAAAUGACGGGGUAAGAGAAAAUUACUUUUGGAGUCUCUGGAAGCUUCAAAGUUUUUAUGAUUCUAAGCUAAGCUAGCAGUAUGUUACCUGAUUUUCCUUUCUCUGAUCUCAGGGUCCCCAAAAGUCCCUCGGAGAAAACAAGCCCAUCCCACCAAGGAAAAGGGCUCUGGGGAAACUGUAGGAGAUGCUAGAGGUUCAAAUGUGUGAAAUGGGCGUUAUUGUUUUUCUUUAUCUUGUGACCAACUACAUCAUGUUUCAAUAAAACCUUGAAAAAUAA